CGGAUUACGCAUGAAAUAAUUGUUUAUAGUUUACUACAAUCUACAUAAACAUUUAGAAUAAGGUGCAAAAAACCAAGUUUUCAAUAUAAUUUUCAUAUAUUUACAUAAUUAGGUAUUGUAUGGUGUUGGUAUUUAUUAGUUUCAUUUCAACGGUGCGCCUAUGUAAUCAUACAGCAGUUUUUAGUUAUCAUUUUUGGACUAUAUCUAACGAAAUAUUGUAAAUAAAAUAAACGAAUAAAUAUAUUAUAUCGAAGUUCAGUUGAUUGUGUAAAUAUACCAGUGUAUAAUGUAGAUAAGUAAAGGCUUUAGUGGUGUAGAACAUUAUCAAUAAUUAUUAUCAUUUGUAAAAAGUAACCUAUGUACUGUACUAAAGAAUGUUUAGCUUUAAUCUUAGUCUUUCGUUUAUUGUGGUAUUGCUGUCAUUACUCAUAUCCUAUGUUUUUGUCGCGUUGAACAAUAAUUCAGAUACAAAAAUGGGAAAAAAUGGUUUACUGUUUGUGUCAAAUGCAGCAAAAGCGCACAAUUAUUGCUUGAAGGCCUCACAGUUUGUUCAAAAAGUGCUGUACAUAAAGAUUAAUGAGAAUUCUCUUAACACCUUACCAGUUCUUAGUAGCCAGAUAUCUAAUAUUUAUACGAGGACAUCUUCAUAUUCUAAAUUGGAUGUUCGACUGAUAAUUAAGCCUGUGGAUGCUGUUAAACAUAUAAGGACAUAUCACCCUAUAGACCUAGUACUCUAUGAUAAUGAGCUAUCCUCAGAGAUUGAAAAGCUGAAGAAAUCGGUGGAAAGCCUUAAAACUGACUAUCGGAUACAAAGUAUUGAAAAAGAUGGCGACCUUGAAAGUAUACCUCAAGAGCCUGUAAAGCAAUAUGAGUAUGUGGCACUGGGCGGGACAUUUGACAGGCUCCACAAUGGGCACAAAAUCCUCCUGUCACAGGCUGUGCUGCGCUCGACCAAGCAUGUCACUGUGGGGGUUACUGAUGUUAACAUGAUUCAGUCCAAAAAGCUCUUUGAAUUGAUAGAACCUACAGAAAUGAGAAUCAAAGCUGUGUUAGAUUUUCUUACUGAUAUAAAUCCCGACCUAGAGUACAAUGUGCUACCCAUACAUGAUUUGUAUGGACCCACCAAAGAUGACCCUAAAUUUCAGCUAAUAGUAGUAAGCGAGGAAACCCAACGCGGCGCACAAAAAAUCAAUGAAAAGCGAAUAGAGAAUGGUCUGCCGUUAUUAGACACUUACGUCAUCGGCCUCGCACAGGACUCGAGUCCGCAGCGCUUUCACGAAGAGGAAGAGAAAGUGAGCUCCAGUAACCAGAGGAUGCGGUUACUGGGCACCAUGCUGAGGCCGCCUGUUGAAAACAACAAUAUACCCGCGUGGCCUUACGUGAUUGGACUGGCUGGUGGCAUCGCCAGUGGAAAAAGCAGUAUUGCAGAGAAAUUAAGGUUAAAAGGCGCCGCGAUUGUAAACUGCGACACGAUAGCUCAUGACUUGUACAAGCCAGGGUUACCGCUGAAUCAGACCGUGGCCGAUGCCUUCGGGGACGAAAUCAUCACGGAUAGCGGCGAGGUGGACCGGCGGAAACUAGGCCAGAUCGUGUUUAGUGAUAAGGAGCAAUUAGAAAAGUUAAACCGAAUUGUAUGGCCAGCGGUGAUCGAGGAGGCCCAGAGACGAGUACAGGCUCUCGGGCAGGAAGGGUACAGGGUGGUGGUGAUGGAAGCGGCCGUGAUGGUGCGCGCCAAGUGGUACAACCAGUGCCACCAGCUGUGGGCCGUCAUCAUACCGCCGGAAGAGGCAAUCAAAAGACUACAAGUGCGCAAUGGCCUCACAGAAGAAGAAGCGAGACAGCGCAUAGAAUCACAGCCUUCUAACCAAGAGCAAGUGUCGCUAGCUAACAUAGUGUUCAGCCCGUAUUGGAGCUACGAGUACACGCAGAUGCAAAUAGAUCGCGCAUGGCAACACUUACAGGAGUUAUUGGAUAGUAGGACGUGUAACUGCUAAGAAUAUGUUGUUAACCCUUUGAA
Cydia amplana is the source of this 2017-nucleotide messenger RNA. It is a transcript of the gene Ppat-Dpck, whose product is annotated as bifunctional coenzyme A synthase. The transcript is spliced from 10 exons. Gene Ontology annotation, molecular function: dephospho-CoA kinase activity; ATP binding. Bases 375 to 1994 code for a protein of 539 amino acids. Gene Ontology annotation, biological process: coenzyme A biosynthetic process. The record is from RefSeq and is a predicted model, not a curated record. NCBI's taxonomy places the organism in Eukaryota, Metazoa, Arthropoda, Insecta, Lepidoptera, Tortricidae.